Molecule: messenger RNA, 3704 nt
Organism: Hyalella azteca
Lineage: Eukaryota; Metazoa; Arthropoda; Malacostraca; Amphipoda; Hyalellidae
Exons: 7
Coding region: 7-1215 (402 amino acids)
Cellular component (GO): membrane
Source: RefSeq, a predicted model, not a curated record
GACGCGAUGAAGUGUGGUGUGUCUCGAGCGCUGUUCUUCUGCGCGCUGGUCGCCGGCAGCGGCUGCUCUCCUGCCCCGACGUCAGCUCCCUUGACAGCCCAGGAGCAGACCAACGAGCCUGCCAAGAUGUCAACGUCCAGAGGCAGCGAGGCAAUGACAAGCGGCAGCGAGGAGGCUGCCGAGGCCACUCGACACACGGCGCCGACCAUCAUCAACAAGUUGCGCGACGUAAGCGAGCCUGCAUCGCAUGAGAACAACAAUGCAGCCGAAGAGCUCGACGGUGAUGCCGGUAUCCCGAAACUCAUGGGGACCCGCGAUGAGAACGAUGCUGAUGAGCAUGACGACGAUGAAGAGAAGUCAGAUGCGUACAUAGACAGUAAAGCACCAAAAAUGAACGGGGAAAUCAAGUCUAAAGUUUCGCCGUCUAAGCGGGCGAGUGAAGUGGUUUUGCCUGCUACUGUGAUCGCCGUCUCUGAGGAGGACUUCCACGACUGGCCCGAGAGUUUGCCUACACCGGUCGCGCAGACAAACGGAGCGACAGGCAAGCAGCGCAGUGACGGUACCUACGUCAUCACCGACAGCGAGGAAUAUCCCUGUGUUCUGGCCAGCUUCAAGUUCAAGAUCACCAUCUACUACCCGGCAGUUGCCCAAGGAGAUGCAGAAAAAACCAAAAACGUGGCCAUGAGCCCUCCUGACGACGCGACCGUGUCAGGCACGUGUGAUAGAGAAGCCCAGGUCGCCACGCUCGAGAUUACCUGGAAGCCGGGGACCUUCAUAAUUGGCUUUGACUUCGACACCUUGACGGACUCUUGGUACGUCUCCAGCUUCCAGUUCGCAUUCAACUCCGGCAAUGCAUAUUACGUAGACUCGAAAACAGAAAAAGAAAUGGUCGUGAAGAGUGAAGAGGGCAAGCGUUUUUGGAUGACGAGUCACGCGCGCUCCUUCCGCUGCUCGCUGCUGCACGACAUCCCGCUGACGGCGGACGAGGGGCGCUUCUCAGGCUCCAUCCACUUCGACGAGGUGCGCGUGCAGGCGCUCACCUACGGCGACAGGUUCAAGACGCCGAAGCACUGCAUGCACAGAGUGCAGCGGGACGAGAAAGUUCCUCUGAUAGUUGGCAGUACACUGGCUGCCCUCUCCGCCUGCACCAUUGGUGUCUACGCUGCCAUCCGGUACUACAAAAUAAAGAAGGUCCAAUACGACACCAUGCAUUAAAAGUGCAUCAUCUGAAGCAUCAAUAUUUAUUGUUAUCUCAAUAUCCUUCCAUCUUAGGCCUGUUAUUGUGACCAGUUCGGAUAACAGAUUAUGCGAGUAAAUAUGCACUUAAACUUUGCACGAGCAAAUUUCUCGCGCGUCAGCCUAUAGAAAUGAAGAUAAAAUGUAUUUAGCUUCAUAAAAUUCUAGCUUCAUUGUUUACAUAGAUUCUAAUAGAAAAAAAUAGUGAGAAUAUUCAAAGCCGAGGAGCCGCAAUAGGAGACUAUGAUAAUAUUAUAUUGAGAGACAAAUAGUGAAACAGUUUUUUAGGUUACAUUUCUGCACAUAGACAGUUCGUCCCAAUUACACUUGUUGUAGCGUAAAAAUGAAUUUAAACGUUAAUGAGCCACUAAUAUGCUACUAUUUUCUUUCAUUGUAUUUAAACUCAUAAUUUAGAUGUACAUAAAGUGUUGUCAGUGGUGCCACUACUGUGCACUGACUAUGUUUGUUUAGAAGAUUGACCGCAAAAUAUUUAGACUUUGCCUCAUGUAAUGUUAACCGCAAAACUUAUUUCAUCAAAUGAAAGUAAGUAGGCCAAAUCUUUACCAUAGUAAAAAUAAAAUAUGCAAAACAAAUUAAGCCCAUGUGUACUAAAACCGCAGUAAUUCGUUGAAAUUCAUAGCAUUGAUGUUGAGUGCUGUGAAACUCAAGAUAAUUUACCUGUUCUCGAUGUCUCCAAAAUUGCAAAAGAAAUAAAUAUAACUCCUUUUGCUGCUUGAAUUUCAACCAUCAGCAAAUUAAACACGACUCCCUUGCUAAUGACCAUAUCAUUCCAGACCAUAUCACCUAUUACCACGAAUAGUUAGAUGAGGAGACAUGGUCACUAUUGAGAUUGAAGAUGUAUUGAUGCCACAUAAACUCAUGCAGGCUGUCUUCUAAUAAUUGUUUCAGCAUGUAAGGUGCCUGCGUAAUUUAGGUACUUCGAUAUUGAGAACUGAGCUUUCAAGCUCCAGCUAGAAAAAAAGAAACGGAAUGUUUAGUAUAAUAUUUAUGUUUAUAGUGCAGGAUUGUGAAGUCUUUUAUAUACGGUGGGCAACUUAUGAACUUCUUUUGAACGAAAUGUUUUCCCUUAUUGCUCUCCAUAUCAUUGUGGCCCUGCCGCAAUGAUGACUUAUAUAGCCACAAUGAUAUGGGCUGUGGCUUAGCCACAAUGAAGCAUAUGUUUUUUUAUUCGAGCUUGGUAGAUGAUUCAUAGAUUAGUUCAUAUCAUUAAUAUUAUAAAUACAGAAUGUUGGAAUGUUAUAAUGCCGCUAACUUAUGGUAAAUUCCGUUGAAGAAUUUUUGAUGAAAUAUACACCUGCAUGUCUGGGAAAUUGCCCAAAGUUUGAAUUUAUUGAUAACGUCGUGCAACUUUGCCAGGGCGUGUGUGAGUGUGUGUGUGUAUAGUUUUAUCCUGAAUUCGUGCGUGGCGUGUAGUUUCAUGUACUGCAUUAAAGUAUGUAAAGUUAUUUCGUUAUCUCAAUGUUUGUACUAUAAGUGAUGCCCACUGCAUUCAAACAGACAUAAGAAAUAAGAAAAAAGUUAAGCACAUUGAAUAAAAUUUUGCCUCUUCAAAUAACUUUUCACUCACAACUCGUAUUUGCGUCGCUCUUGCUACAGAAAUAGUGUCAAUCUCCACAAUUUUAUUUUUCAUGUUCUACAUGGACCCAAAAAUGCGAAUCAUUCAAAUUGCUCUCCUCAGCGCAAUCGUCUCAAUCACCCUUAAGAAAAAGUCAUUUUGUGCUAAAAUAAUCUGCACGAUUUAUUUUCUUGAAAUUAUAAUCGUAAUUGAUUAGUUUUCUUGCUAAGUCGUUUGGAUGCUGUGGGUCGUGCCUAGUCUUCCAGUAGAGACUAAUAGGUCAACGUUUGUGACUAUUUUCGUCCGAAAAUUUCUGAAUUCAUAGGAGAAUGCCUCUCUAGAAACUCGGUUUUAUGAGUUCGGGUUACAGUUUUGUAUUAGCACUGGAAUCGUGAAUUGUAACAAUUAAUUAAAUAGUCAAGAGACAACCAAUACAUCUGUUAACUUCUGGCUUAUGUAAAUGAGAAAUUUUGCAGAUAUAAAGCUAAUGAUUCAUUAUUUUUUGCUUAAACUUGCGAUCAUUUUACUAAAACCUCUUGUUAACGUUUCAAUAUGCAAUAAAUUUUUGUUUUAUUAUAAAAAUAACAUUGAUUACGUCACAUGUUCUUCUCUAAUUACGAUUAAAUUGUUGAUGAACUGAGACUUUUAUUGCCAAAUUGCUGCCUUAUUGCUAUCUUAUAUCGACUCAAUAUUCAUUAAUAUGGUUUGAUUUCUUAAUUUCUAGAAUACGAAUAAAAUAUAGCAUUGAAACUAUUAAGGUAUAGUGUUUCAAAUUCAGCCUGCUUCGGAUUUCACAGUAAAAAAUUUUGUUUUCCAGCAUUUGAUUAAUGAUAACUACAUGAUUAUAACAUAACCUAGCGGAUGAUACCUUAUUAAGAGUGGUACCGUAUUG